Ceratotherium simum simum (southern white rhinoceros) is the source of this 1944-nucleotide messenger RNA. The record is from RefSeq and is a predicted model, not a curated record. NCBI's taxonomy places the organism in Eukaryota, Metazoa, Chordata, Mammalia, Perissodactyla, Rhinocerotidae.
AUGGGCAAUGAGCAAGCCAUGCCCACUUUUUCUGCCCCCAUCACAACCACUGGUAGUUGCAUGGGCUGGAUCUGCUGGGAGAUGGGCAGGGAGCAAGCUGCACCUACCUUCUCUGCCUCUGCGAUGACCAUUCACAAGUACAGGAGCUGGAUCUACUGGGAUAUAGGCAGGGAGAAAGCCGUGCCUGUUUCUUUUUCUUUUCUGUUUUCUGCCCCUGCUGUGACUGCUCACAGACAUGUGGACCAGUAUGAAGAUCUGCACCCUGGAUUGCUGCUGCUGGCAGAGACAUUUCUUUGGGUUAACAGUGCAUCAGCACAUUCCCAGAGUGUUGCCAAGGCCAAAUAUGAAUUUUUAUUUGGCAGAUCUGAAGAGAAAACUCCAGAUACUAGUGAUCAUGGAGGAAGCACUUUACUCCCACCGAAUGUCACAAAUGAAUUUCCAGAAUAUGGGACCAUGGAGGAAAGUGGAGAAAGCGUAAGAGCUUCUCUCAAGUUUGAUGCAAAGUCUCUGCCAUGUUGCCCACAAGGGCAGCAGGAGGUCCAGCUUCUUGCUGGCCACCACUCUGGGUUCGACAGUGUUACAGAACGACCAAGAGAUGUCGGAGAGGCCCCCUUUCAAAAUCACCUCAAGGAACAAAGUUUACAACCCAUUGACUCUUUGAUUUCAGCUCUGAAGGCUCCAGAAUCCAGAAUAGCUUCAGGAACAUUACAGGCUACAAAAGUACUGGACAAAGAUGCUGUUUCUCGUUUGUCAGUUCAGCAGGUGGAAAAAGAGCUGGACCCUGCCGGUCAUAAAGCACAGAGAGCCAACGCACUGUUCCCUGCUGGCCAAGAAAAAUCACCGGAUAUCCCUCUUUCAGCUGAAGUUACGAGGGAGGGAAAUUUGUAUUCAAGCAUCCAGAAGGAUCUGACUGUACUGUUAACUGCAGAAACUCAGGCAGAGCUUUCCCAGAUAACUAAUGGGAGAAAAGGGGCUCUCCAUGUGCAGGAGCCCGCUUGUCCAGUUUCCUCCAUAGGGAGCCCAGCAGCGACCCACAACUCUGCGGGCAGUGUUGGUUUUUUGAGAGAGAGAAGGUCUGAUCUGGGGAGAGAGCACCCAGGGGGAUGUGAUCGAGGCAGCUCCACAGGACGCCCAGGCCGAGUCAAACAUGUGGAAUUCCAAGGGGUGGAAAUAUUGUGGACAGGAGGGGAGAAAGGAGAGACAUGGCAUCCUGUAGGUUAUGAGACAUCAUUGGAAAGGACCACCUCUCUUGAAAGCAAAGAGUUUUCCAAAGUGCCAGGCCAUCUCGUCUCGUCUGCUGUUUUGCAUGGUUCAGUUGGUUUAACUGAGAGUGUUUGCGAUGAAACCUGGAGAGCACCUUCAGAGAGGCCUGGCACCAGCUCAGGGACGUUUUCCCCUGUGCCUCUAGUUGAGAGUGGAGAGGAUGAAGUCUUCCUAAAGGAAAACAAAGAACAUCUUAAGAAACCUGUGCUGGAGAGAGACAAGGAAAGGACUCUUGAGCAAGAAGAGCACUUUAGGGCAGGAGAUGAUGAUACCCUUGGGCCGGGGUAUGCAGAGGAUGCCACUGAUGUGUAUAGCUCCCAGUUUGAAACCAUUUUGGACAACACUUCUUUAUACUACAGUGCUGAGUCCUUGGAGACAUUAUACUCAGAGCCUGAUAGCUGUUUCAGCUUUGAAAUGCCCCUCACUCCAAUGAUCCAGCAGCGCAUUAAAGAAGGCAGUCAGUUUCUGGAGAGGAUGGCAGUGGGAGGACCGCAGGACAUCCUGAGCGUCUCGGCAGAUGGCGGAAUAGUGAUGGCCUAUUCUGGUGGGCUCACCAACGGGCUGAAUGAUGCCGGUGACUCCAUCUACAUGAAAGGCACCCCGGAGAUUGCUUUCUGGGGAAGGUACUAGUCCCAAUCUCAUCAAUUUCAUCCUGGUAGUUUUUUGUAGCAUUUUCUUUUU